AUGUCUGAAUUAUUGACAGUUGGCAACCCAGUGUUCGUCAAGGACAGAGCAGAAUUUGCGCACGUAGAGCGCUACCAACUUCAAACUCAGCAAUGCGUACAACUUCAGCAGCCCCGAACUCAGCACUCAGAAUCGCAGGAAUAUUGGGUGUUUGGCUACGGUUCACUCAUCUGGAAGCCGCCUAUUGCUUGGGAGAAGAGAGUCCCAGGAUAUAUAAAGGGAUACGUGAGACGGUUCUGGCAGGCAAGCACACUGUUCAACAUACGAGUUCAGACACUUUAUUCUUAUUCCGAUCAAACUAUUAACACUACAAUCUCUAUCUUUGACUAUUUUCCGACCGUUCGUUUCCAUCAACAGCAUAGCGUUGAUCACCGCGGCACGAGAGAGAACCCUGGUCGUGUAGUCACAUUAGUAUCACAUUCUGAAUGGAAGCUUCUUAACGAUUACCACGAACAUAGUGAGGACGAUGUUACCUGGGGUGUCGCCUACAAGAUCCCUUCGCAUUGUGCAAAAGAGGUGAAGGAUUAUUUGGAUCGUCGAGAAAGCGGUUACACAAUAAAACUGCUCGACGUUUAUCAAAAGGGUAAAACACAGCCAGUAAUAAAACAAGCCGUCUGUUACAUCGCAACAACCCGAAAUAGUGAUUAUUGUGGUCCCGCACCGAUCGAAAAAAUAACACAUCAGAUUUUCCACUCUCGAGGGGCGAGUGGACCAAACAUAGAAUAUGCUCUCAACCUUGCAAAAUCUUUGAAAACCAUCGCUCCCGACGCAUUCGAUCACCAUCUAUAUGAUUUGGAGAGACAAUUAUUGGAGCUCGGAGCUUCACAUUCGAAGAGUAGUAGUAACCAGUUGUUGACUUACUUUAAAAAUAGUUCACAUCCGUCUCUCGCUCACAGAGGAGACGCAGGAUAUAGCAAAAAGACAUUUUUACUAAUAGUAACCAUGGCGAGACGAUAUGACGCACGGACAACUAUAUUUUCGCCGGAAGGUCGAUUGUAUCAGGUCGAGUAUGCAAUGGAAGCAAUAUCCCAUGCAGGAACCGCUCUCGGUAUCCUCGCCACAGAUGGCAUUGUCAUUGCAGCCGAAAAGAAAGUGACUUCGAAAUUGCUCGAGCAGUCUGUCACUUCUGAGAAAAUCUAUCUGUUAAACAGUAAUGUCAUAUGUGGUGUAGCAGGGAUUACAAGCGACGCAAAUAUACUGAUCAACGUUGCAAGAAAAUAUGCUCAACAGUAUUUAUACAGUUUUGAUGAUGAUAUUCCAGUUGAGCAACUCGUUCAGCGGUUAUGUGAUUUGAAGCAAGGAUACACUCAAUAUGGAGGUCUCCGUCCAUUCGGUGUUUCAUUCAUUUAUGCGGGAUACGAUAAUUAUUUCGGCUUUCAACUCUACCGUUCCGAUCCGUCUGGUAAUUAUGGCGGAUGGAAAGCAGCGUGUAUUGGAGCCAACAACGCAGGCGCACAAUCUUUGCUCAAGCAAGAUUAUAAGGAUGAUAUCACUCUGAAGGAAGCAAAAGAAUUGGCGGCUAAAGUGUUAAGCAAAACCAUGGAUUCAACAACGCUAAAUAGCGAGAAACUCGAGUUUGCUACGAUUCAAUUGAACGAUGAGGGAAAAGUCGUUUAUAAUCUCUACAAACCGGACGAAAUCGAUGCGUUAUUGAAAGAGCUUAAUUUGGGUGGAAAUAGCACUGAAGAAGAAGCGAGCUGA
Paraglomus brasilianum is the source of this 1701-nucleotide messenger RNA. Lineage: Eukaryota; Fungi; Glomeromycota; Glomeromycetes; Paraglomerales; Paraglomeraceae. The record is from the annotation of a GenBank genome assembly.